UCUAUCUCCACACACAGACGCGUUCUAUGUCGCACGCACACUGUACACUAGCUCCCUCGCCACUUCCUGAGCACACAGGCAACAAGCCACAUUGCACCGAGGACCAGAGGUGGCAGGUGGGGGGAGAGAGGAACGAGUGAGAUGCAGUUCAAGUGGAUUUGUGCUGUGACUUGCUUGGCUGUAAACCUCCAGCUCUCUGAUGCUGACACUAUGGACCUGAAUGACCCGAAGCUUUGUUACAUCCUGGAUGGAAUUCUCUUUAUCUAUGGCAUUAUAAUCACUGCUCUCUACCUUAAACUGAGGCUGACCAAGGCAAAAAGCAAGUUAGAAGAAACUGCUGCAAACCAACCAAACACGGAAGGACCAUACGAGGCCCUGCAGAAGAAGAAUCAAGAACCCUAUUCAGAUCUCAGGUUUAACAAACGACAGCAGGACACAGAAGCGGCAACUGGAGGCAGGCGGAAUGAAAGGGUGAAUGCUGCUGCUGCCUCCAGUGACACCUAUUCUAAACUGAAUGCCAAGACAAGAAAUGAAGCUUAUGGUGAACUGAAACCAACUCAACAGAAACGAAGAGGCAAAGGAGGGAAUGACAUCUAUCAGGGACUGAGUCAAGCAACACAAGACCCAUAUGACCAACUGCCAAUGCAGCCAUUACCGACUAUGCCCCCACCGCCACGUCGCUGACAUCCUCGAGUGGAUAACGUCAUCCCACGACAAGCAACAGUGGACAACCUUCUAGGAUCAACUCUUAUUUCAUCAACAUAAAGUAAUGCCAAAUUACAAAUGAUCCCCUGCAAUAUUUACUUGCAAAUAUUAAAAACUCAGUUAAAUUAGCAUUAUUAUAGUACAACAUGGAAGAGUCCCAUUGUAAUGGUGCCAAUCUCUGAGUUUACAAGCCUCUAAAAACAUAACUAGCUUGAUAUAAUCUACAGUUAAUGAGAAAUGUAGGCUAAAGCUCAUUCAAGUUUAGAAGUCAAUCUUUGUUACCCGUUUGCAUAAAUCAAAACGAAAUGCUCAGCUGGAGCUGAAAAUAUUUAUCAUUUAUCCAAGUGAAAAUAGGUAUUUAAAAGGUAACUUCAAAAUGGAAAUGGAAUGCACAGCAUUGUCAAUGGGGCAUUAUUUUCUUUAAAUGAGAAAUCACCUAUAUCUAGUCAGAACAGUAUCUUUGAAAAAUCAAUUAUGUAGAUAAAGAACCAUGUAAAUAAUAGCAUUACAAAGCAGUAAUCUUUUCUCUUUUAUACAUCUUUCUAAUGAGCGGCUGAUAUUGCUGAUCUCUGUAGUGUUGCACGAGUUGCAGUAAUGCUACAAAAAACUAUUUUUGUAAAAACUAUUGCCUGUUUCACCCUGCUUGUUACAAAAAAAGGGAACUGGCAUUGAGCGGUGAA
This is a messenger RNA of Amblyraja radiata (thorny skate), 1385 nucleotides long. RefSeq names its product CD247 molecule (gene cd247). The transcript is spliced from 8 exons. The coding region runs from base 142 to 684 and encodes 180 amino acids. Gene Ontology annotation, cellular component: membrane. The record is from RefSeq and is a predicted model, not a curated record. Gene Ontology annotation, molecular function: transmembrane signaling receptor activity. Gene Ontology annotation, biological process: cell surface receptor signaling pathway. Lineage: Eukaryota; Metazoa; Chordata; Chondrichthyes; Rajiformes; Rajidae.